AUGUCUGCCUUUUGUGGAGAAUACUUCAAUUCGACACAUAUCGACAAGCAUGGAGUCAUUGGGAAUGAGUGCUAUUUGAAUGGUCUUAGUUUCGUGCCUAACAUAUUGUUCGUGUUGAUAGCAGUUCCAGUCCUGAUAUCCUGGAAUAAAUCCAUCUUUGCAACGAUGCACGUUAAAACGUGGGUCCGAUUUCCGCAUCACAUCGUCAGGUGGCUCCUAUUCCUUACACUAAUCAUCAUCAAUUUGUUCGAGGUAGUGGCGGGAUUUUUAUCGGACGAGAUGCUUGGCGGUCGUCACCUGCACCUCUUCAUCCCUCACAUCGUCAGUGUCACAGGAACCUUGGUAGCUGUCAUAUACUACCACAGUGUCGAAAUGUGGAAUUCUCCAAGAUUCCUCUUGUUGCUGGUUCCAUACUGGUCGUCCCUCGCAGUUAUUGAGGUGCUGAAAACGAUUAAUUUAAAUUUAAAUAACGCUCCAAGCGGUUCAAUGCGGCCACAUUUUACGAGGGCAAGCAUCGCUCUCUACCUCCUGCUACUUGCUAUCGAACUUGACCUCCUCAGACAGCUGCGUUACGCCUUCUUCAAGAAACGUCGAAUGCUGAAGCCCCCAGAGUACCUGGCUGACACGAACUACGUGCAGAGUGCCGUCAGCUUGCCAUCGAAAGCAACCUACUUCUGGAUUCGUGGCAUCGUCAAUCAGGCUGUCAAGACUCCACUCGAUCUCAAAGACUUAGGAUCACUGCCUAGAGUAUAUGAAUUUUAUAAAACAUGCUUUGUUGUGAAGGACCACCAGAAGAUGAACGAAGAAGUAAACACUUCUUUGUGUAAAUCCUGUUGGAUCAAGUCGCAAUCUCCCAUGGUCCUGGCCGGCAUGUUCCUGCUGGUUGGAGCGGCCCUCCAUCUCUGCACACCCAUUUUGCUCGUCCUCCUACUUGAUUAUGUUGAUAACUCGACCAACGCACAGCCCCAAGGGCGAAUGGUUGGAGCUUACGAGUUCUUCACGAAUGGAUACGUAGUCUCGAUCAUAAUGUUGUUGUGUUGCUUGCUGACCAGCGUAUUCACGCAGGCCGGCCACUACCUGGUGACCAGGGAAGGGGUUCGCAUCAGAGGGGCUCUGCAGAUGGUCAUGUACGGCAAGAUGUUGGUGUUGUCGUUGUGGAACUUUGCCACGAAGACAUUGAGUUUAGGUGAGGUUGUUGAUCACAUGUCCUCAGAUGCAAACAACAUCCUCUUCUGCUUUUGUGUUAUUCAUUUCAUUUGGCUGCUACCCCUUAAGACCCUCGCCUCCCUCAUACUCUUGUACUACAGAGUUGGGCUGAGUGCCAUGGCUGGCUUCUUAGCAGUCCUCUUUCUGACCUGUCUGCAGUGCAUACUCGCCAGACAACUCUUUGCUUCACAGAAAUUCACGCUGAAAUUGGCGAACAGUCGAGUGCGAAAGUGUACUGAGGUCUUGAAGAAUAUAAAAUGCCUGAAGUUGUACGCCUGGGAGAGGGUGGCAGCUGGACAGGUGAGGGAGGCGAGAAUGAAACAGUUGAAGGCCAUGCUGAAAACCUGCUUCAUCAAGGCUCUCAUGAGUUUGCCCUAUUUAUUACGCUGUCAUCAAAAUUUGCAGGCUUUCACCAUCCAUCCGUACAUUGGUGAGCAGCCUCUGACCCCUCAAAAAAUAUUCCCAUCUAUCUUGUUGUUUGACAUUCUUUCUACUCCCAUUCACCUCGCUCCAAUAUUUACCGGAUUUCUUGGGGACGCCUAUGAUUCCAUCACAAAAAUCGCCGAGUUUCUCACGAGUUUCGAAAUUGACAGCAAGCGACAUAAGGUUGAUGAAAGUUCAAAGUCCAAUUCAAAUAACAACAAGGAGGAAAUCCAAAUGAAGCACUUGAGUGCAGAAUCACGAAGGACAGAAAACGCCAGACUGCUGAGUGAUGAACUGAACGUCAUCAUGGACUCGAAGAGAGACGUGGGUGUGGCAGUGACCAUACACGAGGGAUCGUAUGCGUGGGAACCUGCAUCCAAUGAGGCCUUUUUCACCAAUCAACAAUUCAUUGAUGAAGGCAAACUGACGGUGAUAAUAGGCAGUGCCGGAUCUGGGAAAAGUUCGUUGAUAUCGGCCAUGCUGGGAGAGAUGAAUCGAAUUGAAGGGACCGUCAACUGGAAACCGUGCCUGAUGGAUAUUUUUAGAUCGUUAACAACGUGUUAUGCUGGCGGAGUUCCUUGGCUGAUGAAUGCCUCAGUUCAAGAAAACAUUCUCUUUGGAACUGCCAUGGAGAAGAAAAGGUACAGGAGAGUUUUGAAGGCCUGCGCACUGCAACAAGACAUUGACAUUCUCCCUGACAAAGAUCUCACCGAAAUUGGCGAUAAAGGCAUAAGUUUGAGUCAGGGACAGAAGUUGAGGGUGAGCAUAGCCAGGGCCAUCUACUCCAAAGCCGAUCUUGUCGUUCUGGAUGACCCAUUCUCGGCCCUGGACCUACCGACAGCCUCGCACAUCUUCGAGGAUGGAAUCCUCCACUUCUGCAUGGUCAAGCGCAAACGCACCGUCAUCCUGGUCACUCACGAACUUCAUUUCUUGCCAUUCGCUCAUGCCAUGAUGAUAUUGUUGAUGAUGAGGAUGGUGGAUAAUGAAAUAAGGAAUAACAAUAAUGAUAAUAAUAAUAACAAUAAUGAUGAUGAUGUUGAUGAUAAACUUUACGAUGUUGAUGGUGUUGAUGAUGAUGAAGAAGAUAAUGACGUCAUUAAUAAUUACAACGUCACUAAUUGUGAUGGUAAAGUAGACCGACAGCAGCAGCAGCAGCAACUUCUCCUCGACGACCUCAACAACAGAACAGUGAGUGGAGCCAAGCGAGGACCAAAGAUGAGCAUUGUUGGUCUUUUCCCUCCCGUUCGAAUAUCGUUCGCAGCGUUGUUACAAUAUGCGAGGGCCGCCUGCCUACCUCUUGUCAUUGUCCUGCUUGCCGGGCAUCUGGCCAGGGUCUUCUUCGUCAUGUCGACCGAUUGGUGGCUGGCACAAUGGUCACAAAAUGUAUCCGAUACGCUGAUGUUGGUGGAGAAAGAUUUCCAAAAUAAUAGAGCACAUCUGUUCGACAGUCCGUACAUACACUUCGCAAACACGUACGUCCUGCUAUGCUUGGUUGCAGUUCUACUCUCACUCAUUGUUUCCAUCUUGACCGAAGUCGCUAGCAUCCGAGCCAGCUGCCUCAUGUACUUCAAAAUGCUCGACAGAGUGGUUGAAGCUCCCAUGAGAUUCUUCGAUUCUAAUCCCAUUUCAAAGAUCAUGAGCAGGUUCUCUGGGGACAUCUCCGUCAUCGAUGAUAAGCUAGUGACAACGUUGGAGCAGCUGAUGAGGACACUGUUCGUGUUGGCUGCCUGUGUGGUCAUCAACAGUUACGUCAGCUUGUACUUCCUCGUGCCAGGUGCCAUCAUAUUGCUCGUCUUUACCAUCUAUCAAUAUCGUUUCAGACUGGCUUACAGCAGGGAACUCCACAAGUUGGACAGUCUGACGAGUGCUCCAUUCAUGACGCACUGCUCAGAAACACUGUCAGGUUUGAGGACCAUUCGAGCAUUCAAAUACGAACGAAAGUUUUGGGACCUGAUGGAGAAACUCGUGAACGACAACAACUCCACACAUCUCUGGCUCAGCACUGCAUGUCGCUGGGCUGGCAUCAGAUUGGAGUUUUUGGCUUCGUUGAUGGUGAUGAUGUCAUGUAUGGUGCACAUCUCAAUCGGCGUCUCAUCGAGUUACGUGGGUCUUGGGGUCACUUACGCCCUGCUGACGUGCAAUUACGUGAAUUGGAUGGUUAGAUGCAUUGCAGACGCUGACAUCCAAGUGGCUGCCAUCCAGAGGAUCCACGAGUACUGUCACCUACCGUCGGAAAAUGACAAGAAGAUCGCCAUCAAAGACGAACCGCCAACGAUAUCAGACGACUGGCCGAGGGAAGGGGAUCUGAUAUUUUUCAACGUGACCAUCAAGUACAGCGGCCUUGACCUGGCCGUGGCUCGUAACGUCAACAUUCACAUAAGGCCUGGUGAGAAGGUUGGAAUAUGCGGCAAGCCAGGAAGUGGAAAGUCCUCGCUGAUCCUCUCCUUGUUCGGCCUGGUGGACUUGACAGAAGGCAGCAUCUACAUGGACGGUUGCAAGAUCAACAACAUCCCACCAUGUCUGCUCAGGUCAAGGUUGAGUGUCCUGCCCCAAGAUUGCAUGCUACUCAGCGGCACUAUCAGAUUCAACCUGGAUGCCGAAUGCAAGCAUACAGACGACGAAGUAUGGGAUGCCUUGGAACAGGUGGACCUGAAGGAGAUCAUCAAGAACAUGGACAGACAACUUGAAGCAGUUGUGGAUGAGAAUGGAGAUAAUUUUGGAACGAGUGAAAAGCAGUUGUUAUGCCUGGCUCGAGCGAUAUUGAAGAAGUCGAAAUUUAUAAUCAUCGACGAAGUGAUGUCGGUGUUGAACAAGACCACUGAGAUGAUUCUAUGCAGGGUGCUAAGGACCGCCUUCAAUGACCGAACUGUCAUCAAUCUGUCCCACCGACCUGCCUCCCUGAUGAACUACGACACGGUGAUUGUGUUAGAGAAUGGCAAGGUCGUUGAACACGACACACCUCAAAAUCUGGCGCAAGUUGAAGGAGGAUUCUUUGCGGCAUUGCUCAAAAGAAAACCUGGUUUCUGA
Messenger RNA from Helobdella robusta, 4656 nucleotides. RefSeq lists its product as hypothetical. Gene Ontology annotation, cellular component: membrane. Gene Ontology annotation, molecular function: ABC-type transporter activity; ATP binding; sulfonylurea receptor activity. The transcript has 32 exons. Gene Ontology annotation, biological process: potassium ion transport; transmembrane transport. The record is from RefSeq and is a predicted model, not a curated record. Bases 1 to 4656 code for a protein of 1551 amino acids. NCBI's taxonomy places the organism in Eukaryota, Metazoa, Annelida, Clitellata, Rhynchobdellida, Glossiphoniidae.